Molecule: messenger RNA, 1497 nt
Organism: Penicillium manginii
Lineage: Eukaryota; Fungi; Ascomycota; Eurotiomycetes; Eurotiales; Aspergillaceae
Exons: 2
Coding region: 1-1497 (498 amino acids)
Source: RefSeq, a predicted model, not a curated record
AUGUCGCAGUUUCCGACCCUCCCCCGCGAAAAUACCCUCGCGUCCCUCCCGGCCGAAUACCCAACAGACGCGCAAGACCAGAUCUCGCAGAUCCUCAACACAGCUUCCAUAAACCGCCUUGUUGUCCUAGACGACGAUCCAACCGGCACCCAAACCUGCCAUGACAUCAAUGUCCUCACAGUCUGGGACAUUGCAACAUUGACCGUCGAAUUCCGCACCGAUUCCCGAGGCUUCUUCAUCCUAACCAAUUCGCGCGCCCUCCCUCCAACAGAAGCAGAGACCCUUAUCCGAACCAUAUGCGAGAAUGUAUCGUUGGCCGCAAAAGCCACUGGCAAUAAAGUUGAUAUCGUACUGCGAGGCGAUAGCACAUUGCGCGGACACUUCCCAUUGGAACCGGAUGUUGCGCAGUCUGUAUUUGGAGCUGCCAACGCACUCGUCCUGGCGCCGUUCUUUUUCCAGGGUGGACGUUAUACGAUCGACGAUGUCCAUUACGUUGCUGAGGGUGAUACUCUCGUUCCUGCGGGUGCGACGCAAUUCGCAAAGGAUGCGACGUUCGGAUACAAGUCCUCUAAUCUGCGGGACUAUGUACUUGAGAAAGCGCCCGGGCGGUUCACGGCCGACCAAUUAUUCUCCGUCACCAUCGAUGAGAUUCGGAAAGGUGGACCUGAAACCGUUUGUCAACGGUUGCUUGCUGCCCCGGCUGGUGGUGUAGUGAUUGUCAAUGCGGCUGCGGAGUCGGAUAUGCACGUUUUUGUGGCCGGGUUACUGCUGGGUACGUAUAACUCUUCUUUCCCAUUUUCCGAUAAACGUUCAACCGGUUCAAAGCUCAUCGAGGAAAAAAAAACAGCCGAGUCACAGGGCAAGCAUUUCCUCUACCGCACCGGUGCAGCGUUCGUCUCGACUCGACUCGGUAUCCGAUCGAAAGCCCCCAUUUCCGCGAUUGAACUCGGUCUCCCCUCUCCCAGACAAACAGGUGGACUCAUCGUGGCUGGAUCCUAUGUUCCUAAGACAACGGCGCAAUUGAAGGUUUUGACUGAUCGUCGAGGCUCGACGGGUCAGCUCGCAAUUAUUGAGAUCAAGGUGGAGGAGCUCAUCGCUUCGCCUGAGACCGCUUCGAAGACCAUCGCACAGAUCGUUAAAGAGACAGAAGAGUACUUAAAGGCUGGCAAGGACACAUUGGUCAUGACAAGUCGAAAACUCAUCACGGGCGGCGACGAGAUAUCCUCCUUGAAGAUUGGGUCUGCAGUUGCGGAAGCUUUGGUCAGCGUUCUGCAAAGAAUCGAGGUUCGGCCACGGGGGGGGAUUACUUCGUCAGACGCCGCUACGAAGGGCUUGAAUGCUAAACGCGCACUCAUUGUUGGCCAGGCAGCUCCUGGUGUGCCGCUGUGGCGAUGUGAUGAGGAGACAUCUCGUCAUCGUGGUGUGCCUUUCGUCGUCUUCCCUGGUAAUGUCGGUGGAGAGGCGACAUUAUGCGAGCUCGUUGAGGGAUGGAGUUAA